AAAUAACACCUGUUAAAAGACCUAAUUUUGUUUUUAACACCUUAAGAUUUCGAAGUUUAAUUAUAACACCUGUUAAAAAAUAAAAAUUUUGCUUUCACCACCAGAUAACAGAAACUGUGACGGAAUUUUUUGGUGGGGCCCACAUAGUCGUUUACCCUCCAAAUUCCAUCCCCUUCAAUUCGAAUUUAUCUUCUCUGUCAUUUAUUACCACCCAACUAAUUUUGCUUCAUUGAAUUUCGUCUGCAAAUCUUGAACAACCAAAAUUACUGCGAACAUUCAAACCCUAUACUGAUUAUUGUGAUUGAGAAAUUGAGUUGGAAGAGGAGGUGUCAAUAUUGGAGCGAAACAAGUCAGCGAGAUUCCGUCAGCCAUUUCCAACAUCCAAAAAGCUUGGACUUUUUCGUGGAUUCUGACAGCAACAGGAGUAAGAUUCCAAUACAGGGACUGGUUGAAGCUCUGUCUGAAGUUGUGCCUAAUGCAGAGACUAGGUUCUGUGUUAGGCACAUUUGGGCAAAUUUCAAGUUGAAGUUCACUGGAUCAGUUUUCAAAGAGCUCUUUUGGAGUGCUGCAAGAGCAACAACAUUUGUUGAGUUUCAGAUAGCCAUGCAACAGAUUAGGGAGCUUGAUGAGGAUGCUUACAAUUAUUUGGAGAACAUCCCCACUCAUCACUGGUGCAGACAUGCAUUCAGUGACAGUUGCAGGUCCAACAUGUUACUAAACAACAUGUGUGAGACUUUCAACUCUGUUAUCAGAGAUGCAAGAGACAAACCUAUCCUCACCCAAAUGGAAUGGAUGAGGAGGUACAUGAUGAGGAGAAAUAAUGAGAAGUGGGAGGACUCCAAGGAAAUCACAACCAACAUCACUCCAUAUGUGCAUAAGCUAUUUCAGAGGAUGAGCUAUGUGGCUAGGAAUUGCAUAAUUGAAGCUGCCAGGGAUGACACUUAUGAAGUGCAGCUGAAUGAUGACCAGGUUCUAGUUGACUUGCCAAAUUGGUCUUGUUCCUGCAAUCACUGGCAAUUAACAGGCAUCCCAUGUAUUCAUGCAUUUGCAUGCAUAAUGGAUCAGAGGGUUGAUGCUGAGCAGUUUGUCCACCCCUAUUACACUAUGGACACUUACAGAGCAGCAUAUGAGCCUGCAAUUCAACCUAUGCCAGGCCCAAAGCAUUGGGAGAGAGUGAACAUGAGAGAGCCUCAUCCACCAGCAUUCAAACAGCAGCCUGGAAGACCUAAACAGAAGAAGAGGAAGCUGGAACCUGGGGAGGGAACAUCUGCAACAGGAGGGGAGCAGGGAAGAAAGAGGAGGAAAAGUCAGUGUAGGAUUUGUGGUGGAUUUGGCCACUAUCCCAAGACUUGCAAGGGCCCACAUGAACCUGAACCAACUGAGCAGAGAACUGCAGGAAGGCCUCCUUUAAAUUCACCUUGGGUAGUUGAGCAAAGGAAGAAGAGGGAGAUCAAAGCUGCUAAGAAGAGUGCAAUAGGGGCUGGUCCAAACAGCAUUGGGAAUAGGACUUUUCCCCAAGAGCAACCUGGCUGUGAACCAUUGAGUAAGAGGAAAGGUUCACACAGUCAACAAGGGCAGCCACAAGCCAAGCAUCACACCACCCCCUCUUCCAGCCAACCUGAACCCAAUGCUACUGGAGUGCAGACAAGGAGGGCUAAGUUGCUGACUUCCAGACAAGGAGGGCUGACACAAUGA
Chenopodium quinoa (quinoa) is the source of this 1695-nucleotide messenger RNA. RefSeq lists its product as uncharacterized. The coding region runs from base 604 to 1695 and encodes 363 amino acids. Lineage: Eukaryota; Viridiplantae; Streptophyta; Magnoliopsida; Caryophyllales; Amaranthaceae. Gene Ontology annotation, molecular function: nucleic acid binding; zinc ion binding. The transcript has 4 exons. The record is from RefSeq and is a predicted model, not a curated record.